AUUUGCUCGACUUCGUCGGGAGCAGACUCAGUAGUUACCAUCUACUUACAAAUAUCCAUGUCUUGUUCUUUUCUCUGAUUCUCCGCCGGUUGUGAAGUGCAGAGGCCGGAGAAUGGGCAACUUUGAAUAUUCCUCUUCUCUCUCAUGCCUCCUCUGUCCAGAAACGGAUUCUAUUUUCAGAGAAAAUGGAAUCGAAGAAGACGAAUACAGUUAUUUUACCCGCAACCCAUGUUUCUCCUCAGAGAAUGAAGACGAGUAUAUAGGGCUGUUGUUACAAAAAGAAACGAGCUUUGGAUAUGGAAGCCAUGAAUCAUCUGGUUAUUGCUUAAUCAACAGCAAACCCUGGAUGAGAUGUGCUCGAUUGAAUGCUGUUGAAUGGAUCUUCAAUACUCGGGCAUACUUUGGGUUCCAAUUCCAAACGGCUUUUCUUUCCGUGACAUACUUAGAUCGGUUUCUUUCGAAACGACCCAUAAAUGAAGGGGAAUUUUGGGUUUUUCCUUUGUUAUCGGUGGCAUGCUUAUCAUUGGCAGCCAAGAUGGAAGAGACUGAAGUCCCUCCCUUGUCAGAAUUUCCAGUAAAGGAGUACAAUGUGGAGAACAAGGUGAUUCAGAGGAUGGAGCUAUUGGUUUUGGCUGCAUUGGAGUGGAAAAUGAGUUCAGUCACUCCUUUUGCUUUUCUGCAUUACUUUAUUGGUAAAGUUUGUGUUGAUUAUAGGCCAAAAGAAUUGGUCUCUAGAUCUGUGAAGCUUAUUGUGGAUUUCAUAAAAGAGUUUAGUUUUCUUGAUCAUCGACCGUCCAUUAUUGCUGCAGCUGCUGUGUUAGCUGCCUGUGAUGGUAAGUUAACACGGAAAGCAAUGGAAAUCAAGAUGGAUUUCAUUUCAACAUGGGGGCCUCUAGAAAAUGAGAAUACAUAUUCAUGUUAUAACAUGAUGCGGGAAAUUGAGGUGGGAAAUUCUAAGACACCCCGCAAUGCAAUUUCCUCUGAUUUAUCAUAUGGGUCAAUUGAUGCUCAUGACAAUCCUUCGACUUUACCUGAAGCUCGAACUAAAAGGAAACUUACAUUCAGUGACUCUGGAGAAAGGCCAGGAGAGAAAAUCUUUAGGAGUUGAUUUUGGUUUUACUGAUUGGAUUACAACAUCUUCUGUAGAUAAUUAAUUCGUUUUGUUAGAUAUCUUUGUAGGUCUAAUUAGUGUUUUCUCCCGUGUGAUUAUAAUUUGGUGUUGAUCAUUGGGGGUUUCAUUUUCUUCCCAUAACAAACAAAAAUCUCAGCCUGUGACAAUCAAGAAGGUGGAGAAAAGGGAAAGUAAAAAAAUAAAAAGGGAUUGCUUUAUAGCUUAUAGUGAGAAGUACAAGAAGUUGACUGAAAGUGCAGACUGCAGAAGCUAUUUUAUGAGGAAGAGAUGCCAGAAGGAUAUUCAAGACUGCUUGUCCAUACUUCUUUUUUUGUGCUUUUGUGAAUGCCACCAUGGCUUACCCUCUCUUUGCAACUGUUGCUUUUUUUAUUUUUUUUGGGUUAAUUCCUCUCUUCCUUUUCUCUUUACAUAAAGAUACUUGUGUUGUAUACAUCACUUGUAAGUUGCAACCCUGCCUUCUGAAUUUGGGGGGUGCUUGGGAUGCUUCCUGUGUCUUU
Messenger RNA from Rubroshorea leprosula, 1629 nucleotides. The record is from the annotation of a GenBank genome assembly. NCBI's taxonomy places the organism in Eukaryota, Viridiplantae, Streptophyta, Magnoliopsida, Malvales, Dipterocarpaceae.